GAAUUGAACUGACUGCUUCAUAUAUGGGGAUGAAGUGAUGUCAUAAGCAGUUCGUCGGCAAGAAUAAAGAAUUGUAUUGCCAAUUAAAGGGUCCACAUGGGACAAACAUGUCACUUGUCAGUAUAAAUAGGAACAUUAUUAUACUGUUCCCAGUCAAAAAAAUAAUUGGUGAUAAGCUGAAAUGGAAUGGAUAAUAAGUCAUUAACCAAUGGAAAUCAGGAUGAAGUUCAAGCCCCUCCUACUUAUGAUUUUGAUUGGAGCUUUGGUAGUUGCGGUAAUAGGUUUCAGUUUUUGGUCAUACUCAUUCAGUGAAGAUAUUAGUGAUCCAAAGCAUUUGUUUCUUAGAUCUGAAAACAGUAAAAAAUUAGAACUAACAACGUCAAGCCCGGGUGCUUCCCCUCGAGACACCCGAUGUACCUACCAUACAUGCUUUGAUGUAUACCACUGUGGAUACAAUGACAAGACAAGAAUUAGUGUGUAUAUUUAUCCUGUCAAUCAGUAUGUGGACCAGGCAGGUAAUGCCGUCACUUUGCCAGUAUCCAAGGAGUUUUAUGAAAUGCUAGAAGCCAUCGCUGACAGUCCUUAUUAUACAAAUGAUCCAGAUAUGGCCUGCUUGUUAGUUCCUUCUGUUGACCUUUUGAACCAGAAUAGCAUCAGAUUGCGAGAAGUUGGACAAAUACUAGCUUCAUUGCCAUGGUGGAAUAAUGGUAAUAAUCAUCUCCUGUUCAACAUGUUACCUGGUGGUUCCCCAGAUUACAGUACUGUGCUGGAGGUGGAUACAGGAAAAGCUGUCAUUGCUGGAGGGGGAUUUUCUACCUGGUCUUACCGUAGAACAUUUGAUGUCUCUAUACCUAUAUUUAAUCCUCUCAUCCAACCUGAUAAAAUGCCUCAAAAAUCAUAUCUAGAGAAAAGAACAUAUUUGCUGAUAUCCUCUCAGACCAGUCUUCAUAAAGAAUACAGAGAUGUUUUACAUGAAUUAGAGAAACAGGAACCCAGGUUUUUAUUCAUCCAGAAGUGUCCUACUGAUGAACGAACAUGGAAUUUCUCUAGACGUUGUAAAGAAAAUGUGGCAUAUGAUUAUCCUCAGAUUCUCCAGGAUUCUACUUUCUGUUUGGUUGUAAGAGGAGCCAGGAUUGGCCAGCCAGCUUUAUAUGAUGUGAUGUCAGCAGGCUGUAUUCCAGUUAUUGUAGCUGAUGGCUAUAUUCUACCAUUUUCAGAAGUUCUUGACUGGAAAAGAAUAGCUGUGACUGUUUUAGAAGAAGAAUUGGAGAACUUGAUACAGAUAUUAGAAUCCUAUUCACAAGAAAAGAUAUAUGAACUACGACAACAAGUUACCUUUAUAUGGCAGAAAUAUUUCAGUUCACCAAAAGCUAUUGCCUUGACAACAUUGCGAAUAAUUAAUGACAGAGUUUUUCCUUAUGCUGGAAAGUCAUAUGAAGAAUGGAAUGACAUGCCAAAUACGAAAACCCUAAAGAACCCAUUAUUUCUGCCAUUGCGACCUCCCAGUGCCCAGGGAUUUACAGCAGUAAUACUGACAUACGACAGACUUGAAUCAUUGUUCAAAGUAAUACAUUCUGUGGCUAAAGUUCCAAGUCUGGCAAAGGUUGUGGUUGUGUGGAACAAUCAGAAAAAGUCACCACCUCCGAUGACAUCCUGGCCAGAUAUUGGUAAACCAUUGAAAUUUGUCAAGACAAGGAAAAAUAAAAUGAGUAAUCGAUUUUUCCCAUAUGAUGAGAUCCAGACAGAAUGUAUAUUAGCUUUAGAUGAUGAUAUUGUCAUGUUAACAGCAGAUGAACUUGAGUUUGCCUAUGAAGUUUGGAGAGAAUUUCCUGACAGACUGGUAGGAUUUCCCUCUAGAGUUCAUCUAUUGGAUAACACUACAAACAAAUGGAAGUAUGAAUCUGAGUGGACCAAUGACAUCUCAAUGGUCCUUACAGGGGCAGCUUUCUAUCACAAGUAUUUCAGUUACCUGUACACCCAUGCCAUGCCUGUCGAGCUGAAAACAUGGGUAGAUGAACACAUGAACUGUGAGGACAUAGCCAUGAACUUUCUAAUGUCAAAUGUCACAGGCAAGGCUGCUAUCAAGGUCACACCAAGGAAAAAAUUCAAAUGUCCAGAGUGUGUGAACACAGAGAUGUUGUCCUCUGAUCUUGGUCACAUGAUUGAGAGGUCAGAUUGUAUUAAUCAGUUUACACGUAUAUAUCAGUCUAUGCCUUUAAAGAGUAUUGAAUUCCGUGCAGAUCCUGUAUUGUAUAAAGAUGACUUCCCUGAUGUAUUAAAGAAAUACAAAGAUAUAGGAAUGCUGUGAUAGUUUGUCUUAAAACCAGAAAUCCAUCUUAAAAAAAGAGAAUACAUGCUUUACAUAUUUUGAGGUUUUUUAAUUUUGAGUCAUUUUAAAAUGACCAAAUCGCUCUGUCACUUUAUUAUUUGAAACGUUCAUAAAUAUGAUGAAAUACAACUAUUUCAAAAAUCUGAUUUCCUCACAUAGAAUUUAUGUCAAUUUAUACCUGAACUAGCAUUUAAUUUGAAAGAUAGUAAUGAUUGAUUGAAGAAUUUUAUAAACAUUAUUAUUUCAGUGCUUGUUUUUUCACACAUGAUCUGCAUAUAAAGAUAAAUGGUGCUAUUUUAUAUUUACUGUGUAUACUUUAUGUUUAUUGAUUUAUUAAUGUUCAAGAAAGGAAGUGUAGAUAAGACAAUUUAUUAUACUGCUGAACCAUAUAAUAAAAAGUCUGUCAAUCUCAUUGUAAAAAAAAUAUACAAAAUAACAAUGUCAUUGGUUAUCAUGUCAUCACUAUAAUGUGUCACUAUAAUUGUAUUGUAAAACACUUCAUGUAUGUUGUCUAAUGUGUCACUAUAAUUGUAUUGUAAAACACUUCAUGUAUGUUGUCUAUUGUUAACAUAUUUUAUAUAAUAUUAUUAAUAAACAAUACUGUAAAAUUC
Messenger RNA from Mytilus californianus (California mussel), 2940 nucleotides. RefSeq names its product exostosin-2-like. The transcript has 11 exons. Gene Ontology annotation, molecular function: glycosyltransferase activity. The record is from RefSeq and is a predicted model, not a curated record. Lineage: Eukaryota; Metazoa; Mollusca; Bivalvia; Mytilida; Mytilidae. Gene Ontology annotation, cellular component: membrane. Bases 209 to 2308 code for a protein of 699 amino acids.